AUGGACUUUAUCCGCAAGGCCCUAGUGGGCGGUUGCCGGCUCGAUGGACGCCAAAUUGAUGACCCGCCGCGUAUAACAGUCGAGCCACUUGUAUCUGCAGUCGCUCACGGUAGCUGCCGAGUCACGUUCGACGAUACCGUGGUGGUAACGACGGUCACGUUGUGCAUUUUAUACAUAAACCACCCAAGUAUAUGCGAAUAUAUAUAUAGUUCGGCUUACACGCCUGAUGCAAUGCAGUUCACUGUUACCGCGCCGCUUAAGAAUACUCCGGAUGAGGGCAGCAUCGAAAUCACCGUUGGGUCAUCCUUCACCCUAGAGGACACAGAAGUAUCGCAGAAACGCGAUGAAAGGAUGGCAUAUGUGCUAGAGUUAUUAGAGUUCCAGAGGCAAAGAUUUGACCGGAGACUGCUCUGCAUCCUACCGGGACAGUUCGUUUGGAAUGUAAAACUACACAGCAGUAUAGUUCAAAGAGGCGGCUCCGUUGCAGACGCCAUUAGCGUCGCAAUAAUAGCAGCAUUACGCACGGCGUCAAUACCAAACCUACAUGUUUUAAUGAGAGACGAGUGGGCAGGCACCCGAAGUGGAAGCAAUGUGAAAGUCAGACUCGCUGAGGGGUACAACCUAAACAUACAAAAUCUAGCACUACAGAUACCAGUAUGUGUCACGGUUGCUUGUGUUGCGGAUACUCACGUCUGGGCAGUGACACAAGAGGAAGCGGAAUGUGCUGAUGGUUUCUUGACGGUUGCCGUUGCCCAGGACGGCAGCUGUGUCGGAGUGCGUGCCAUAGGAUCGUGCCUUCCGAUGCCUAUUAUCGCAGGACUUGUCGAAAAAUCGUGCAAAAUAGGACUCUAUCAGCAUCAGCAAAUAGCACGGGCAUUUGAAAUGACAUCAGGGCAUAAAUAA
Molecule: messenger RNA, 903 nt
Organism: Babesia sp. Xinjiang
Lineage: Eukaryota; Apicomplexa; Aconoidasida; Piroplasmida; Babesiidae
Gene: rrp42
Product: Exosome complex component Rrp42
Exons: 2
Coding region: 1-903 (300 amino acids)
Biological process (GO): nuclear mRNA surveillance; U1 snRNA 3'-end processing; TRAMP-dependent tRNA surveillance pathway
Cellular component (GO): cytoplasmic exosome (RNase complex); nuclear exosome (RNase complex)
Source: RefSeq, a predicted model, not a curated record